AUGCGGAGAAUCAGGAAUGCAGACAGAGCUAGGGCGUACCCCGCAGGAGACGCGUCGGAUGACCGCCGUGAUCCGGCGACAAAUGGGCAACGGCUACCGUAUCAAGAGCGGAUACGGCUAAAGAAGCAAGCUCAGAGGAAGAAGAAGAGAGAGGCACGGAGAACCACCAGGAAACUACGAAUCGGCACACUCAAUGUGGGAACGAUGACUGGUAGAGGAAAGGAGACUGUUGACAUGAUGGAAAGACGGAGUAUCAACAUCCUAUGCGUACAGGAGACCAAGUGGAAAGGAGCGAAGGCCAGAGAAAUGGGUAAUGGGUACAAGAUGUACUACGUAGGACACGACACUAGAAGGACUGGCUCAUUCUAG
This is a messenger RNA of Penaeus indicus, 369 nucleotides long. RefSeq lists its product as uncharacterized. Lineage: Eukaryota; Metazoa; Arthropoda; Malacostraca; Decapoda; Penaeidae. Bases 1 to 369 code for a protein of 122 amino acids. Gene Ontology annotation, biological process: DNA repair. The record is from RefSeq and is a predicted model, not a curated record. Gene Ontology annotation, molecular function: double-stranded DNA 3'-5' DNA exonuclease activity. The transcript has a single exon.